AAAUAUGAAAAACAUUGGCUGAAAUUAUAGAAACAACGUGCAAAUUGGCGUUUUGGAUAGACAGUUAUUCCAUUAGGACGGUGUGUACGUUGUGCGGUGAUUGUUCGGGGCAGUUUACGAAGUUAGCGAGUGGCGUCAGCAGGCACCAAAAUGCCAGGAAAGGUGGGCGUCAAAAUAAAAGCUGCGCGUAAUCUGCCAGUGAUGGACAAGAGCAGCGAGACAACGGAUGCCUUUGUGGAAAUCAAGCUGGCUAACAAAGAGCACAAAACGGAGGUGUUCCGGAAAAGUUUGAAUCCCACAUGGAAUACCGAUUGGUUUCGCUUUGAAGUUGACGACGCAGAGCUGCAGGAYGAACCGCUGCAAAUUCGGCUAAUGGACUAUGACACAUACUCAGCAAAUGAUGCCAUCGGCAAGGUGAACAUAAGUCUCAAUCCACUUUGUCUGGAGAGCUCUAGUCAGUCAUCCCAUGGCAAAGGCAUCGUGCUCUCUGGCUGGAUACCUGUCUUCGAUACUAUGCACGGCAUACGCGGUGAAAUAAACAUAAUUGUGAAAGUGGAUCUGUUCUCCGAUGUCAACAAGUUUCGUCAGAGCUCUUGUGGUAUUCCCUUCUUUCAUUCACAAUGUGUUCCCUUUGGUUAUCGUGCUCAAGUCAUCCAUGGUUUUGUCGAGGAACUGGUGGUAAAUGAUGAUCCAGAGUAUCAAUGGAUCGACAAGAUCCGCACACCACGCGCUUCCAACGAGGCACGACAGGUUGUCUUCCUCAAGCUCUCUGGCCAGGUGCAGCGCAAAAUGGGCCUGAAGGCCAUCAACAUGGGCGCCAAUGCAGUCAUCGGCUAUACGCAGUGCUUUGAUCUAGAAGGUGAUGUGGGAGUUGUGGCCCGUGGCGUCGGCACAGCUGUCACCCUAAUCAAGGACACCAGCACCAGUCAGCCCAACAGUGCAGAUAUAGCCCUCAUCGAAGAAGUCCAAAAAUAUUUAGAUUUUCUCAACUGCACCAGUGGCAGCAGCGCUAGCCUCCCACUGUCCGGCAGAUCACCUCAAUAUCGUCUUAAUAUAUAUAAGCAGCCCAGUUUUAGUUCGCCCAGUUCGGCGGCGGCAGCAGCAGCAGCGGCAGCAACGUUGUUCUACUUGGAAAGCGGCAGUAGCGAUACGGAGGAUGCGGAUGUUAUGCAAAAUCUCUUGAGGCAAGAGGAUGAGCGUGGCGAGAGAACACGUGAGAAGAGGUUGCGACAUCGCAUGCACCGUAUGACGUUGUCCUCGCGCAACGUGUUCAGCGAGAAGUACGCAACGCUUUUGCGGCGCAUCGAGCCCAAGAUACCGGAGAAUGCCACGCAAUCCCUAAGCAAUCUUUUCGGCGCAGUCGGGUCAAGCACAAAGCGUCGCCGUAAGUCGCGCUAUGCAAUAGGCAAGCGAGCACCGCAGGCCAUAACACGCUCGAUUAGCGAUGAUACGGGCGCUGGGCCAUCAAUGUGUCAGCUGGCAGUUCCACGUCUGCCCGUGUACCAGGAGAGUACACGUUCGGCGCCGGAUCUGGAGAUGGAUGCCUUUCAACGUAAGUCCACGUGCUCCACGGACUCAUCGGACUCGUUGUCUAUAAUUGAAAUACUUGCCCCAGGCAUUGACAGUGCAGCAGCAGCAGCAGAAGGCGACUCAAGUGACGAAGAGCUGAAACAGCUGCAAGCCUUCAAAGAUGAUGAAGAACUGCAGGAUAACUGGAUAAAGCCGGGCGAGACGCGCAGCUGUGAGAACAGCCAGCUCGAUUUGACGCCCAAGCGACACACGCUGCUCGAGGACCUGAAGGGUUUCUCGCGUCGUCUCCAACAACUGAUGCAUCUGUCACCCAAGCAGCCAGUGCAACGAAAACGUUCCCUGCUACUGGCCGCUGCUGCACUCGAGCCGUCUAUGGACCGCAAAUCGUAUUAUAGCUCACAGCCGGAGUUGCCCACAAGCAGCGCACUCGAUUGGCCCUGUGCAGAUCUGAGUGCUUUCGCAUCCAUGCUGCAACUGAAUCACUUGCCCAGCUAUGAAUCCAAUUUGCAACGCUGUGCUUCGCUUUCGCACUUCGCAAUACCAUCAGUACCUCUAGUAGCCCAGGAAGUAAUUCAGGAAUAUCCGAACACGUUGCUGCCCGUUGCGCCCGUUCUCUGCAUUUGCCCAUCGACCCCAACCCCAACAGAAUCCGAAAAUAGCUCACAGCAGUCGCGUGCCUUUGAUUAUUAUGAUCCACCCGAUUUCGAACUAGACCAUGUUGUAAAUAUCUCUAAUAGUACUAACCAUAGUAACAACAAUAAUGAAUCAUCAUUGCUUGCUCCAUGCUAUUCUGUUUCGCCAUUUGCCAUACCAAACCAACAACAACGCUCAACUAGGUCCAGCAGCGAGCUUCAGCAACAGCAGCAACAGCAGCAGCAGCAACAGCAACCACAGCAGCAACAACAACAACAACAGUCGAUCCCACAGGGCGUGCUCAUACCCACGACAAUUGCGUCGAUCGAGAAUAGUGCGAACGGUAAAAAGCUGGCAUCGCCGGUUACCAGCAAUCGGAUAAAGCUAACGCCCAGUCCCUCCAAGAGCGGCAUUUCGGGUGGCACGAAUGCGGACAGUGCAUCCACAUCGACCACUUCGACGGCCACAACGAUGGUGCAGGUCAAGGAAGUGAGUGAAAUCUGUCGUCGUUCGUCCGACUCCGAUCUGAGUGUCACGCCCAAAGGUAACUCCGUGUGCGUGGCUAGCGAGCGACUGGCGGCGGCCACGGCUAUGAUGCGAUUGAACACACCCACCGUGGGCAGCAAGACAACGGACAGUCUGGAUAUGUUGGAGUAUCCGUUCUUAACUAUGACCAAGUACCCAACUGGGUUCAUACUGCACCUGGGCGCCACUGUGGCAGCGCGCUCGGUCAAGCUGCUGGAACGCGUGCCCAAUCCCGAUGAGCCGGAGGUGCGUGACAGCUGGUGGACGGAGCUGCGCAUGGAAAUUCGCUCACAUGCCCGCUCUUUGGGCUGCAACGUCGUGCUGGGCUACGCGGAGUCCACAAGCAUAUCCGACGAUGUGUGCGUUUUGUCUGCCACUGGCACCGCUGCAGUCAUCAACAUGGUCUUCAAUCGCUCUAUUUCGCAAACGGACAUCUUCGCCAUAUCAAAGGUAACCAAUAAUGUGGCCGCCAUGUCCAAUUCGAUGGAGGAUCGAGAGGCAAAUGGCAGCGCUGGUGAAGCAGCAGCCUCUGUCAAGGACGGCAGCUCGCUGGGCACAGCCAACGGCUCGGCGGGUAAACGCUUCGGCUUUCCAAAUCAAGGGGCCCAACGUAACGCCUGUGCCAUCUGCCACGUGCCGUACAAUUUGGGCAACGUACCCUUCAAUAUCAAAAUGAAGAAGUGCGCUAUAUGCCGCAAAGGCCGAGUGCCGGAUGUUCUUUUAGCCACAUUGGAAGUGCCGGAAUAUAUGCAGGUGACUGGACGCGGCUGUUUCAUGCAGGCUCAGGUGGUGCGCGCCAAGAGGGAUCUGCGCGCCGAACUGAAUGCGAAAGAGAUUUCCGAUGGAUUGCCAUUUCUGGAGUACGAGCUACACCGUGUGCUGAUCAAUAAGCUGAAGGCGAAAGGCAUGAAUGCCAUUUUUGGACUGCGCACCCAGGUGGCCAUUGGCGAACGCAUGAUAGCAUUAAUUGCCACGGGCACGGCAUUAUUUUUAAGUGCAUUGCCCGUGCCGAUGGUGCCAAAGAUUAUGGCCGGUAACUCGUGGACGGACAAGCAGAAACUCAACGAGCUCCAGAAGAAAUUGCAGGAGACAUUUGAGCGCAACCAAGAGAUCUAUCAGCUAAAGAAUAUGGAUCCCGAUUUGGCUAGCAUCAGUGGCGGAGCUGGCGGCGAUAAGCAAUCAGAUACGGAUGAUUCCGAUGAUGAGGAAAUGAAUGAAAUCGAUUUGAAUUGCGGCAACAAAGAGCUCUGUGUACUUGAGGUAGAUGAUAUUGAGGACCUGGAAAUCAUUUCACUACUCAUGGAACCAUAUCCACCCGAGGGCUUCCAUGUGGUUAACACACAGCAGGUGCCCGGCAUGCAGGAACUGGAUGCCGUUAAAAAUCUUCAAAUGUUUACGCAAGUAUGGCGAGCUCGCAUCGACGUGGGACAGAGCGUCAAUGGCUUCCCCAAGCACUUUCAGCGACUUCUGCAGACGAUAUAUUUCAAGCUGCGCACAAUGAUACCCUGUGCAAUAUGCGAUCUACGCUUCAGACUGGAUUUGCCUGAAACGGACCAAAUCCAAUUACUUGUCACCGGAAUGGCCAUGGGCUUGAGCGAUGGCAAUAAAAUGAAAUACCGUCGCCGGGCACCGGCGGCUGCACAAUUACCAAAUGGGUCGAGUGAAGCAGCACCGACUGGUCACGAAACUCAAUCCCAGCCGGAGAUGAAUGGUAAACGGAUGCUGCAAGAGGAGGAUUACAUAUUUCCACUGGACGAGGAUCAAAUGGUUGAUACACCCACGCCAACCAGCUCGGCCAUUCCUCCCUUUGGCAUGAGUUCUUUCAAAGUGCGAAAGACUUCGCCAUCGCGACUCUCUAAUCUAACGACCGCCUCACCCGCAACAAAACUAAUAAAUAUAGGUCAACCGCCACGCAGUCGCUACUCCCCACUUCGCGAUCGUUAUGGCGUAGACUUAACACCACUUAGCUUCAUACCGGGUGGUCGUAUUGACAAGUAUUUGGGAAAUCUAAACUUCUUCUUCAUUAGGGAGAGCACCUCGAUACGAGAAAACGGCGGCAUUAGCGGAUUUGUACAUAGUUUCAUUACCGAACUGCUGGCAGUGGUGCGAGCUCAUAUUGCUUCGCUGGGCGGCAAUGCAAUGGUCUCAUUCUAUUUGACCGAACUCAUAUUGUUCGACAAUCAGCACAAGAAUCAGGGACAGUGUCUGAUUAGCAUUGGUGGCGAUGCGGUAUAUGUCAACUACUUUGCCGACGACUGAUACAACCGAUUGCGGGGCAUAUAGCGCCAAUUCUUCGCGAGUCGUCCCAGAAGUCUUUACUACUGAAGAAGCCCAGAUUUUGCUCUCUGAGAUUUUCCCUCUUYCUCUACUUCACUCUGGAUGCCAACUCUUAAUACAUUUUGGCUCUCUAACUCGGCGUUGUAUGGGUCAAUAGUGCCAGGAUCCCAUGCAGAGACUCUGUUUACUUAAAUAUACAUAUAGUAGUAGUAGUGGUACAUACUACUGUAUCGUCUAUCAAAUUGAAAUCAUGCAAUAUUUGAACUGUGACUUGACGUUCAAGAUGUAGGAUGAAUUUUUCAUGUAUUGUUAUUUGUUUGCUUAAUGUUUAAAGAUUAGCUAAUUGCAAUUUUCAUGACCGUAGUUUGUACAUAGCCGAGAUGUUUAUUGAAUUUACAUUUCGAUAGAUAAUUUGAUGCUUUCAGCUAUGAGGCAUAGCUCUUAGCAAUUAUACAGUAUACACAGCGAAGUGUAAUUAAUUUUGGCAACACAAAAGUCAGCCAACAACUAAUGUAACUUAUAUAU
Molecule: messenger RNA, 5490 nt
Organism: Drosophila arizonae
Lineage: Eukaryota; Metazoa; Arthropoda; Insecta; Diptera; Drosophilidae
Product: C2 domain-containing protein 5
Biological process (GO): positive regulation of D-glucose transmembrane transport; protein localization to plasma membrane; positive regulation of protein targeting to membrane
Cellular component (GO): plasma membrane
Molecular function (GO): calcium-dependent phospholipid binding; calcium ion binding
Source: RefSeq, a predicted model, not a curated record